AAGCAGAAACCUCUGCUCUGUUAGCUUCAUCUACCCCAGGAAUUUUGCAGGCACGGGGGAUGUUACAUGUGAGUUCUUUGUACCAAGCUGAUGCAGCAGAACUUUGUGGGGCCAGCAGAUCUGGCUAACAAGGCUCUCUGUUGCACAACUGCCUGCUGUGCAUACAGGUACUUGAAAAGUCUGAAAUGGAGAGGUUUUGUCCCUCAGUGAGUUAUAGAGGGGAAACUGGUGUGUGUGUGAGCUGUCUGGGGUUGUCUAAGAGACUUGUGACAGGAUCAGAGUGUGAGGCAUCAAAGAGACAGCCUGGAUUGGUAAACACGAUUAUGACUUAAUGUAUUGCUCGUUUCUCUUUUGUGUGGCCUUCUUCUCAGGAAGAGGAAAAUCACAAAAGGGAGGUAUCUUUUUGAGCCUAUUUACCUGGUUAAACUAAUCAUUACACUUCAGAUGGGAAGCAAUACUCCAAAACUGGAGUGGAAGCCCCAUGCCCAGGGGUCGCAUUGAGCUGGAGGUGUGUAUAGGUAUGGGGAUCAUCUGCUGGUGUUGCUGUGCUCCAGCAGGGCCUGAUGCUUGCAGAGCUCCUUUCUGCCUUCUCUGCAUGGGUUGAUGUGCAAGUGGUAGAUGAGAGCAGGCUGGGCUCCUGCUUUGGAUUUCACCCUUCGGCAGAGGCACGUGAAUCAUUGGUUGCAGAGGGCUGUAUCUGGGUUUUGGCUGGUGUUUCUUCUCUUGCUAAACGUGAUCAAAGUGCACAGAAGUCAAAAGGGAAGUAUUUUGUAGCAUAAUGCUGUGACCUCCAGCCCGUGUAGCCUGCUAACUCCUUGUGUGAUCAGAGGACAAGUCAGCAGGGUUUUGGCACACUUCCCUUCCAGUGUAGGACUGUGCCUUGGAGGAAAGCCCUGAGGAUAACUGUUGUUUUCUGCUGUCAGAAGGAAGCUCCAAGAGGGGGACAGGCUCACUGUGAUUUCUGUGAAACAUUUACCAAAUAUUUGCUUUAGGUGUUUGUAAUUGGUCAAAACUCUUGAAACGAGGAAACAAAACUUCUGUUCCUGCUGCUCGGCGUUGCCCAAGCAGAGACUGUUUGAUAAGAAAAGAGCUCCGUUAGCUAGGAACAAACAAGCUGUGUAUGUCAUAAAGCCAGCAUCUGCCACGGGAUGUUGCUGUGAGGCAUUAUCACUUGGUAGCAGUCUCUGUUUGCUGCCAGUUUCAGCAGCACGACCUUGGUGAGCAUCUGCCUGUGCCACUGAACCAUGAAGGUGGGCAGGGAGAAGAAACUGCAGCCCUCUUCAGUGCUCCCCCCCUGGCUUUUGUCUGCCUGGCUGGGGUGGAGGCCUUUGCCAGGAGUGCUCCUAAAUAUAUUCCCAUGUUUUAUAGCUGCUGAGGAGCAUUACCUACCUAUGGAAGAUAUAGAUGGCACACAGCUAAAGGCAUCUGUGGCUUUCUUGGCAUCACGUUGGGUACGGUGCACUGCCAGGGUUAUUGUAAGCAGAGUAACUUAGCAAAUUAAUUAACGGAGCAGUCUGACUCCCACUAGCCUCAGGAAGUGGAAUGUUCUAGUAAUUAACAAAAGAUUUAUAGAUCUUCAGAGGAAAGAGUAGCUAGCGAGGAGUCAUUUUGCUACCUGGGGAUUAUCUGGUUCUGCUCUCACUUGGUGGUGGUUUCUGGGUACGUAGUGCUGCUUGUGCUCAGUGGCAGAGGCUCCCACUGCACUGAUGUGGGAGGAUGCAGCUCCACACUCAUUCCCUCUUUCAGGGUUCGAUCUCACACUCAGUUAUUUGGCAAGGCAGCAGGUUGUGUUCAGAAGCGUCCUCAGCAGAUUCAUCAAAGAGCAUGGUUAAUGUUUUUCCAGAGGUGUGCAUAGGAAAUGUUAUCAGCUUUUGGGAAGCUGCGCUCUCUUAUCAGUGGCAGUUCUGAGCUCCAGUGGGGCCUACUUGCUUGGAGUUGCUGCCUUUCAGAUCGUUUGGAGAUCUUCUGCAGGCGACUGUCUGAGGGGAUCUGGCCAUCUGAGGAAAUAGACAGACGGUUGGAAAAGAAGCUGAAGAUCACACAGAAGGAAAGCAGUAGAAAAUCCAAAUCUCCUCCUAAAGUGCCGAUCGUGAUUCAGGACGACAGCGUUCCUUCGGGUCCCCCCCCACAGAUCCGCAUCCUGAAGCGGCCGGCCACCAACGGCGUGCUCAGCAACCCCAACUCCACCACCAGACCGGCGUUCCCUGUGAAGUCCCUGGCACAGAGGGAGGCAGAGUACGCCGAGGCCAGGAAACGAAUACUGGGCAGCGCCAGCCCCGAAGAGGAGCAGGAGAAACCCAUUCUAGAUAGGCCAACGAGGAUCUCCCAGCCGGAGGACAUCAGACAGCCCAAUAAUGUGAUUAGGCAGCCCCUGGGCCCCGAUGGUUCACAAGGCUUCAAACAACGCAGAUAAACGUGGGCACGAGAGGAUGCUGCAGAAAGCAGGGUCAGCCGCCACGGGUCGCACUGCUGUGGCAGGCAAAUGGACUUGAGCAAAGGGAACUACCUGGUUUACUUGCACUGUGAUCCCCUUUGCUCUGCCCACUGUGACCUCCAAUCCCACGCACUGUGACCUCCCCGCUCCACGCACUGUGAUCAGCAAACUGACGAGGGCUGUCCCCAGUCACUGUAAGCGGAAAGGGGAGGGGAGGGUAAAGGACUUUGACAGGUGCAAAGAGUCAUGUGUGCCACUUUGGUUCAAGCUAGUGCCAGCAAUAAUGUUUGUUGUACUUGUAACCUGGGAUUUAGGAGAAAAAUGGGAAGCCUCCCCAGACACACACUUUGUCUUCAUCACUUUAAGAGCAAGUUCUGUUUCAAAGGGUAUCUUUUGAUUUAUUUUUUUUUUCCUUUUGUUUUCUGUUUGUAUAUCGGAUUGACUUUCAAGGGAGUGCAUGGAAAGGGUUUUAACUGUUUAGUUUGUUUUAACUGAGAGAGGUAGCUAAGUGUUUGAAAAGGAAUUUUACUGAAUUCCUGCAACUUUAGUGGUUAGGGUUUGACAAGCUUAGCUUCUCGUUCUGUGUUUCUACCACUGCCAAGCAAACGGGACUCUGGGAUGCCCAGCCUUUCUGCUUGCCAUGGCCUGGGAGCCAGUGGAGUCCAAUGACCUGGUUUGUGUAUUGCACCUGUUAAAGCUUGGCUAGUGUUUUCUGCUGGCUUGAGGAAAAAACUUCAAAUACAUCCUUUUUGUAUGUGGGGAGAAGGGAAUGUAGAUAGAUCCCAUGAAAAUGCCUGCUGUGUGGUUACUGCUUAUAGCAGAGCUGAUCUGCGAGGAGCUAGGGCUCUGUAACAUCUGGACGUGCAGGCUAGGAGGGUAACAGUGCUACGUGGCUCUCAUUUGCUCCAUGAAAUGAACCCCAUGGUGAAGAGCUGCGUUCCGUCCAGCCUGCAUGGUGGCUGAUGUGACAGCGGGGAGUGGGACGGCCGCUGCUCCAGAGGUUGAAACCGAAGUGGCUUACAAUGGACUGAACGCUCUGAUCUCUGUAAUGGUACGAGCCGGUGCUGUACCUGAUACACACACUUCUAGAAAUCACAGACGUCAGGAACAAAAUACGUUCAAUCAAGUCUGGAAGCCUCCCCAUCGUCGUACGCUGUGGGUGGUAACAGCCAGCUUUCCGCUAGGCUUCAGGGAAUGGAUUGCUCUUGCUGCUCCUGCUCCCACGAAGAGACAGGAUUUCAGGCAGCUUGCAGGCUGAAAGCUUCCCAGGACGGCGGUGGUGGAGGAGAAGAGCCAUGAGGAGCUGGUGUGUGUCACAGGAUGCUAUUGAACGUGGAUGCUUCCCCCGUGCGCAGUGCUGUCUGUCCUAAUGCACGCUAGACAAAGCUGACCUAUCUCGAUAUUACUGUCUCCAGGGAUUAGAUGAACACUAAGGCUCUUCUUGGAGGGGAUGUAAGGGGCAACUUCAGGCAUGGAGGUGUUUCUGCAUGUCGUGAGGACCUCGACUGUUCAUUCAGCUGAAAUGGCCGCGGGCCGGCGGAUUGCUGCGUGCUCAGUACCUAGAAAAUACUGUUGUUGGCUGUCAGAGGAUUAUUCUGUACGGGUGCAGUGUUGCCAGAUGCUUUGUGCUUGGCAGAUAUGGUAAAUGAGCAAACCUGAUGCCUUCUGCCUGAACAGAAGUGACUGUGCCAUGCCAUGUUGUGUGGGGAAACUCCCAUCUGGAAAGGCAUGGAUGGAAAUACGGCUUAAAAAAAAAAAAAAGGUAAAAUAAAACUACCUGUGUACAAAAAAAGAGAUGGCAUCUGCUAGAAUGUGGGUUGGCUCAUUGACCCUGUGUCACCCUCCACGUGAGUUCCUGGAGCCCUGAGUGACUGGUGAAGGAGGAUGAUGAGGUGGGAAGGGCAGAAGCCUCGUCCCACCAGGAUCCCGACCCAUCUCCGUGGCUUUAGAAGCUAUAAUCUUGCUGCUUACCGAGCUCCCUCUCAGGCUGGAGGCGUCUGUGGAACUGAUAUUUUGGGGGGGGUGGGUGGGAGCAGGAGGGGAGAAGGACAUUAGCAAUAACUGUAGUCACCGCACCUUUCCUUAACGACCGCUCGAUAGCUUCUAUUCCAGAAGGCCGGCAGCUCCGGAACAACCCCAACCCCAGCUCCCGGCGUAGCUUCCGCUACCUUGCCAACGUUAGAUGUCUCCUCCCGUCCGUCAGGUGCCUACCACCCUUCUCCUUGCACACCCAACCUUGUUCUCCAGCACUGACCGCGCUCCGAUGCCUCAGCCGUGGCGGCUGCUCCCGACCUGCGGGCAGGGCGAGAUGGCGGUCCCGGGGCCCGCGCCGCCUUUGGGGGGGGGGCCGAGAGCUUCUCCCGUCGCCCCGUCAGAGCGCGCCCGAGUAUGCAGAGAAACAUUUUAUAAACGGUAUUUUCAAAUAAAUGUGUUUAAACUUU
Gallus gallus (chicken) is the source of this 4875-nucleotide messenger RNA. RefSeq names its product SUZ RNA binding domain containing 1 (gene SZRD1). The transcript has 6 exons. Lineage: Eukaryota; Metazoa; Chordata; Aves; Galliformes; Phasianidae. The record is from RefSeq and is a predicted model, not a curated record. Bases 1859 to 2413 code for a protein of 184 amino acids.